This is a messenger RNA of Leucoraja erinaceus (little skate), 3788 nucleotides long. RefSeq names its product putative ubiquitin carboxyl-terminal hydrolase 50. Gene Ontology annotation, molecular function: cysteine-type deubiquitinase activity. Gene Ontology annotation, cellular component: postsynaptic density; cytosol; extrinsic component of endosome membrane. The transcript has 7 exons. NCBI's taxonomy places the organism in Eukaryota, Metazoa, Chordata, Chondrichthyes, Rajiformes, Rajidae. Gene Ontology annotation, biological process: protein K48-linked deubiquitination; Ras protein signal transduction; protein K63-linked deubiquitination. The record is from RefSeq and is a predicted model, not a curated record. Bases 857 to 1912 code for a protein of 351 amino acids.
GAAUGGCCUUGCAGACUUUAUGGGAAAAUUGGCCUAAUUCUGGUUCGAUGACAUAUGAUCUUAUUAUCGUGCCAAUAACUGAGCCAUGGAUGGAGUUACGGCUCAAAAUUACCCACCUCAAUCCAAACCUCGGCUGUGAAUGUGACUGGAAGAUUAGAUAACAGGAAGGCGUUGGCCACAAGAGCCACUGGGAGCUGUGGGCCGCAACAUAAACCCUUCAAUAGGAAGCUUUACAGAGGAACUGUGUUGGAUUCAGCUGGUUUAAGGUUUACUAAUGUAAUAUCUGAGGAAGAAGUGUUUCAAACCCUGCAGCUGCUAGAGGACCUCUUGGCUAGGCAGUGAUGUUCCGAGUGAAUAUCAGAUUUAAUGAAAUGACAAGACACCAAACAGUGUUCUAGAAUCCAGAUGACAGUUCCAGGAAUUUAUUAAGUGGCUUCACCCAUGUUAUGUAAUUGGCUACUUAUAAAUUGUAUUAUAAUGAUUGGCUAAGCAUCACCUUCAGCAAGCUCCACCCACCUUCCCUGCUCUUUGAUCUCCCUACUUUUGGACGAGUUGGGCCAAAGGGCCUGAGUCCAUGCUGUAAUAGCUCUACACAGUCUAUUAGAGUGUCGGGUUUGGAUGGGGACUCUCAGCAAGAUCCUGGUCACUUUUCACUGAGCUUGUUUACAACCAUCUCAACUGAGUAUUUGACUGGUGCGAAGGUACACUAUAUCAAUUGCACUGUCUGUUGUGGGCACUUUGUGAUGUCACUUCAGGCAAUGAUAUCAUGGGAGCUGUGCUUUGCUGAAGAUUAAUGGGAAAGGAUCCAGGUCACAGAGUUCUUACAGUUUAAGCUUUGUAACAAUGAUCCAAAUUCAUGGAGGAUAACAACAGCAGAGCACGAUACUACCACCUUGUCCCCAAGUACAGCAAUGGCUCGCUGUUUGACUCCAGCGUCUCCAGCGCUGGCAUCGAGCGGCAGGAUGGGGGCGCCGGGCAGACAGGCCUGGGCAACACGGGCAACACCUGCUACAUGAACUGCAUCCUGCAGUGCCUGAGCAACACCACGCCACUGGUCGAGUACUUCAUCACCGGGGCCUACGCUGAUGAUAUAAGCAGAGGCCGUGGGGAGCUAUCUAAUGCCUUCUCGGCAUUAGUGAUGGACAUGUGGUUGGGGGAUAGUGUGUACAUCUUUCCGGAUGAAGUGAAGAGAGUUCUGGGAAAGAUGCACGCUUCCUUCUCCGAUGGGACCCAGCAAGAUGCCCAGGAGCUGCUUCUCUUCUUUCUCAACGUUCUCCAAAAUGAUCUGAAGAGAUCUUCAGGUGUGAGAAACAUAGAAACAUCAAUCGUUACAAAGUUGUUCCAAGGGCAACUGAGCUACUUAAAACUCUGCCUGAAUUGUUACCACAAGUCCAACCAAACCGAGAACUUCCUGAGCCUCUCACUCCCCAUGCCAACUGACAGCAGAUGUUCCAUUCAGGACUGUCUCAGGCUGUUCUUUAAAGAAGAGGUUCUGAGCUCGAGGGACCAGCCUUUCUGCUCCUUCUGCGGCCAGAAGCAGGACCAGGCAGAGAGUAUCCAGCUGCUGAAGGCUCCUGACAUCAUCAUCAUCCACCUGAAGCGCUUUGAAUCAGACGAUCAUGGCCACAGGAAACUGACGAGCACGGUGACUUUUCCACUUGAAGAUCUCGAUCUGACACAGUACACAACCAAUCCAUCAAGUCAGCAGCUGAAGUAUCAGCUCUAUGCUGUGGUGAACCACACCGGCACCUUGGACAGUGGCCACUACACAGCCUUCUGCAAGAACCCAGUGACACAGAACUGGCAUGAGUUCAACGAUGCAAAAGUAACCAGCAUUUCUGAGCAGAAGGUCCAGUCGCCAGCAGCCUAUGUACUCUUCUAUAAUUGUGUGAAUUUUCAAUGGCCUCAAUAAUGGCAUCCUGGAUCAUCGUAAUAAACAGUUUCCCCAUAAUCCAGUUUUCAUUCUGUACCAGCCCUAAAGGGCAGCAAUCUAUAUAAAUUAUGGAAUUUGUUCUAAUUUUGGCUAACAUAUGCUGUUAUUUUGUUGGUUAUUGUCUAAAGUGGACAGUGUCUCAUGAAUUAAAGGAAUCCCCUCUGCAAACAGUUCAUGCUGCAGUAUGUGAUCACGUUCUGGUACCAAGUCUUUAUAGCAUGGGAAAAAACUUAUUUUGGCCCAACUCAUACAUGCCAGCCAAGAUGUCUAUCCAGUAGAUCCCAUUCUAUCCCAGCUAUCCAUCUAAACCAUCUCUACCCUACACAGGUUCCAGCUGUCUCUACAGCUUUCUCCUACAGUUCAUCACCCUGUCUGUGAAAAGGUUGCCCCAUUCAUCCCUUUUUAAAUCAAUCCACUCUCAAAAUCUAUUCUCUCUAGUUUUAAACGCUAUUACACUGGGGAAAGACUGAUCAUCCCUUAUCUAGAUUUGCCAUGAUUUUAAGUUAAUCACUCGGCCUCCCAUGCUCAACCUAUCCAGCCUCUCAAUUUAACCUCCAGUUCCAGUCACUUCCUCACAAAUCUUUUCUGCACCUUUUCCGUUUUACUGACAAUAGACUACAGAUUAUACUAGGCCCAAAUGAUUUACAUUUUUUUUCCUCAAAAUUCUGGAAUCCAGUUUAGAACAGGGUCGCUUAGCACUAAUUCUUUUCACAAGUUGCACAAGAUGUUUCAGUUCAAUUUCAAAGGUGCUUAAGUGAUUAGUGAGUGCCUCACACUGAAGCCCCAGAAUCUCACUGAAGCAGGUUAUUAUGUAGGUAGAUUGAACACAAGCCUACUGACGAGUGAGAAGAAUAAUCCUCAGCCCUUGUUGACCAUUCCCCAUGCCUCUUUGUAGCCACGUCAACCACUGUAAAGGUCUUCUCUUACAGCCAGUCUACCCAUGGGUCAGAUUUUGGACAAUUACCCCCCAUAAAAGGGCACAGCAUCUAAAUUAUCAAAUUCAUUCAUCCUCAUCUGAAAUUAGUCAACUGCAAAAUAUAUUUAAACUAACCAAGAACAAAUCCUAAAGGUUUGUUUGUAAGAGGGCUCUAGCUAAACCCCAACAUAAUGCCUAUACCAUUGACCCCAGCCCAAAUCCAUGGCCCGGAUCAAAUAAAAUUAAUAUACAGCUCUGUAUUAAUGCAUAUGCAGGACAUGUUUUAUUUAUUCAUAGUGAUGGGUGUCUGGACUGUGCUACCAGGGUGAUAGUAGUAGAUAUGAUAGUGGCGUUUAAGGGUCUUUUAGAUAAGCACGUGGAUAUGAUAAGAGGGAUAUGAGUACAAUGCAGGCAGAGAUUAGUUUAAGUUGACAUCAUGCACAGCCCAGUCAUUGUGGGCUAAAGGACCAGUUCCUGUGUUGUAUUCUUCUAUGACACCUUGAAAUCAGCAUGCUCUUUCACAUGCAAAGUAGGACCACUGUUUCAUAGACAUUAUACAGCAUAGAAACUUAAAACCCAACUCGUCAAAGCAAUAAUCUAUGCAAAUCCUUUUCCUGCGUUUGCCUCAUCUCUAAACCUUUCAAUCCAUGCACGUGCAAAAGUCUAUCAAAUGUUGUAAUUAUACCUGCCUCUACUGAUCCCUUUGGAAGCUCAUUCCAACAUCCUGUGGGGUAAAACAUGUCCUUCGGGUCUCCCUUCCUUUCUGAGUGCGAGUGUGCGUGAGUGAGCGUGUGAUUGAGCACGGGAGCGAAUGUGUGAGCGUGUGUGUGAGUGAGAUAAGGGAUUCAGCACCAAUUUCUGCAGGGCACCAAUGGUUGUAGUUCUCCAAUGUGCCACCCUCCGUCUUCUACCCUGGAUUCCACGUGAUCAACCUUUUUG